AUGGCAGGCAGGAAUGAGAUGCAGUUUGAAAAGUUAAUUGAUGAAGCUACAAGGAAAAAAGACUUCCACUUACUAGAACAAUUUCUGGCAACAGAAGAGUGUGAGAAUGUCUCUCACAAAUGCAGCAAACAGUUUGUCAACAAAUUAGACAAGCUUCUGUGUCGGGAACUUGACAAACAAGAAGUCAAAAGCGUUUCCACUUUACUAAAUUAUAUUCAGAAAUUUGGGGAAAAAAUCAGCAUAGCAGGAGAAGAUGGGCUCCCAGCCCUGAUGAAAUAUGGCCUUAUUGGAAGGAUGGUUAAUUGGUUUGAAAAGGUGAAAGGAAUUUUUAUCCUCAGAGGAAAUGAGAAGAGUGAAAUGCUUACAAAUCUGGCUGAGGAUUUCUUCAACGUGUUGCUGGCCGUAUGUGAUAGCAGACCUGAAGGUAAAAUAGAAGUACUAGAAAACUUUGUUCUGAGAACAUGUACCCUCAUCGCUGAUGUAAGAAUUAGUAUUUAUGUUCAGCACGAGGUAGUAAGAAAACUUAAUUUAAUGCUUGACAACACACCUCGAGAUGCCAAGAAAAAUAUAUUUUCUACAAAGGAAAUGUUGCUUGCCAUGAGUGACAUGGGGAGGAGAAUUUUGGAUGCUGGAGACUAUGACCUGCAGGUAGCCAUCACAGAAGCUUUAUGCAGAAUGGUGUCAGAGAAACAAAGAGGAGAACUGGCAUGCCAGUGGUUUUCCAUGGAGUUUGUGUCAAAUGCAUUUAAAGGAAUUAAAGAUUCUGAGUUUGAAACAGAUUGCAGAAAAUUUCUUAACCAGGUCAAUGGCAUGCUUGGAGACAAAAGAAGGGUUUUUACAUACCCAUGUUUAUCAGCAGCUCUUGAUAAAUAUGAGCUACAGAUACCAUUGGAUGAAAACCUUGAAGAAUUUUGGGUUGAUUUCAAUGUUGGUAGCAGAAGUAUAUCUUUCUAUGUGGCAGCAGAUGAUGCAGAUCAUCAGUGGGAAACAGUCAUUAUACCAGAAGAAGGGGUAGACCUAUACAGCCUUGAAGAAAAAGAUUCAAAAAUAUUACUAACAAUAGAUCUUAAAAGCCCAAUGAAUGUGGGUAAUCAAGAAGGAGAGAAAUUUUUUUUAUAUUUUGAUUCUAUCUUGGAAAUCAGAGAUGUAACCAGAAAGAUUUAUGGAUCUAGUAAAUGUAAGGGCUUUACUAAGAAGCGGUCUGCAUCAGUGUCUGAAACAACUGUACAUGUUGUCUUUGAUGAAAGUGGAUCACAGGUUCUGGUACCAGAAAGUCAGUUGUCACCACGUUUGGAAGCAAAAUCUAAAGAAGAGGAGAAACUCAGUAAGUACGAAGCCCAGCAACUUCCUGGAACUCUGACGACUCUGGAUAAAAAUAACAAUCAAGAAAAAUGCAGAGAUAGUUCCUCCAAGUCGACUACAUCUUGUAAAAGGAAAGUGUCUGAAGCAUCUGUGCUUAUUCCUGCAAUGACAAGAUUUUCCACAAGAAGUCCACUGGUAUUUGUUAGCACAGCCACUCCUUAUAAAGGACGAUUUAAAUUACCUUUGGAAAUGAUGAGCUCUGCUGAAAGGUCUAACAAUAAUGAAAUAAAUGAGACCAAAACAAAGAAUUUAUAUCAAGAACCUACUGGACGAAUGUGUGCUGAGGAAGUUUUAGACAUGGUACAGGAGCUAGAAAUUGAGGUCACACAAAAGCAGACUUUAGAUGAAGCAUUAGGUAUUGUUCCUGAUUCUCAGCCGGUAGGAAGAAGUAACAAACCUGUGCUGUCUGAUCUUUUGGAGAGUUCUUUAGAUAAAAGCAAAACGUGGAAGAAAAGAGCAUGCUCAGUUCCUGAGAAGAAUAUAACAAUUGGUGACAAGCAAAAGCUAAAUCCAUCAUUGGCCCAUUCAUCCCAUCCAGGUAGAGCAUCUGAAACGUCUCUGCAUUUGGAUUUUGCAAAAGAGGAACCUGAUGUUCUCUUUAGAAAAGAUGCUGCAAAUCCAAGCCCGUCAAAAGCGAAAACAAAGUCUAAAGAAGUGACAGAUGCAACAAAAUCACUAAUUAGUAAAAUCAGUGACAGAUAUACAGUCAAGACUUACAAUACAAGCAAAGCAAGAGACUCCUUGGGUUUUAACAGGCCACACUUAAAGAAAUACUGUGUCUCUAAGGAAGUUCAGGAUAGAAAACUGAAAACCACUUCUGUUCUUAAUAUAACUGCUGGUCAUACUAUGGAUGAUGUCUACAACUUUACCACCAGUGGGUUUGAUGAGCCUACCAUAAAGCUCGGGAUCAAAGAAUUGUGUGUCACUGAACUGAGUGUUCAUACAGAUUCAAACAAAAAAAGGAAUGCAGAUGACAGUAAAACCAUCACUGAGCUGAAAGGAAGACAAAAAACUAGAAACAAUAAAAACAAGAAACAUCUCUUUAGUGACACAGACACAGAAUACAGAGGUGAUGACAGCAAGACAGACAUUAGUUGGCUACAAGAAUCAAAUAGAAAAUCUAAAGCCCAGUUAAUUGAUUACAGUAGAAAUAAAAACUCAAGGAAACUGAUAAUCACAGACAAAACAGCAGAUAAACUCUCUGAACCUGCUGGCCACCUGGAUAAACCUAAAGGCAAAAAGGCAAAUAAGAAAAAGAUUAAAAAAUGUGAAAAACAUAAUUCCAAAACUGAUGAAAUGAUUGAGCCAACCACCAGAAAAAAACUACCUCGAAGAGCAGCACCUGCAAAAAAUUACAAAGAGCUUUCCAGUUCUGAGUCAGAGAGUGAAAGGAAAUCUUCACUGUGCACUUCUAAGGAAGAUAAAUCAAAAAUACAGAGUUUAUAUAUGAGUGGAGAAAACAAGAAUGAUAAUCAGCCAAAGCAACUCCAGAAUACUGUAUCUGUGGAGCAAAAGAGAAUAGCUAACUAUAUACAUAAAUUAUCUAUUAAAUCAAAGAACUCUGCAGAAGAAAAGGAAAUUGACAUGCCUUCACCUGAGAGUCCUGCAUCUCCUGAGAUGAUGAGAUGUGCUGAAAGAAUAUCCGGAGAAGCUGUUACUCAAGAACGUGCUUCUAGUGAAACAUCACCUGGUCUGCAGGAGUCAACACUAGAAAAAGGAGAAAUGUUAAACUUUGAGAAUGGAAUCUCUCCCAAUAAUUUCUGUCCACAAGAAAAGAUUAUUCAAACUACAUGUCUGAAUCAGACCUCUGAGACAACUAUUAAAAAAUUAACCUUUGGAAGUAAAAGUUUCUCGCCGGUUUUAACUGAAGCAUCUUUGCUCAGGUUAUCAACGUACCAAACUCUAAGUGGAAAACACACAAAGGGAGCUGCAUCUGAAACAUGUGAAAAUAAAGAAGAUUCAAGUUUCAGACAUUGCUUUUCAGAAACACUUGCUAUUAAAGGAAAACUACAGGAUGUCACUAAACAUAUUACCAAAAGUAAAGAAGAGGACUGUCUACCACCAUCUCCAUUUUCUGUUUCCAGUGGAAGUAAAGCACAGUCUUGGAGUGAAGAACCUUAUGUGCCCCCCAUACAUGAGUCAGGACCAAUUAUACAGACAUUUUUCAAACGAAGGUACCCCAGUGAUACAGAAAGCAAUUCUGAUGAAGUAGAAACAAGCAAAGAGGAGGAAAAGAAAGGAAAAAGGAGAACAAAGUUACAGCCUAGAAAAUUAUUUAAAAUAGAUGAUGCUGUUACUCACAGAGUGUCUGAAAGCACAUCUAAUGUGUCUGUAAAUGAUCUGACUGGUUUGGAUGAGGAAAUCUGGGAACCUGGUUGUUCAACUAUCAGUAUAUGUCAGAAGCUCCAAAAGGAAUUUACUAAGAAAAUUGAGAGCCGCUCACGGAAAAUGGAUCAUUUUUCUAAGCAAUCAGUAAGAGCUGCCCAUGAGCAUUUGACAAAAAUGAGUUACCAGCUCCGUGAAUGCAGGAGCAGGCAGCUGGACAAAUUUCAUUUUACUCUCCUUGAGGAAAUUGAGAACUUUGAAAAAGAUUCUCAGUCCUUGAAAAACAUGGAAAAAGAGUUCUUGAUCUUUUGGAAAAAACAUACACAUACUUUUAGUACAUACAUGAAAAAUGAGCAGCAGAGAAUUCAGAUUCUUAAAACUUCAUAUGAAAAGAACAUCUACCAUACUGUUGACUAUGAAGAAAAUAUUUUUACAUCAGAGAUGCAUCUGAUGAAAGAAGACUUAAAAGGACUCCAAGAGAAACUUCUUAAAGAAAUGCAAGAAGAGGAGCUGUGUAAUGUUCGCAGAGGACUGCAGGCCUUGUUCAAUCAGAAGACAGAAUUCUGAAUUGAUAUUUUCAGAUACCUUCCUGACAUUGAAGGUGAAUAUAAAUACACUUUUAUAAUGUAAAAUUUGACAACUUUCUUUUUUUUUUCCCGUCAAGGAAAUUGUUAAAAUGAAAGUUUAUUUUCUCUAAUAAUAGUAAAAUCUCUGUGAAUAAGGCUUCUCCUUUUCUAUGGGAGAUUUGGAAUUAUUUUACUGAGUCUGCUAAAAUGUAACGUGUACAUUUUUGGAUUUUUAGCACAUGCUAUUUUUUAAGCAGUCUUUAACAAUUUUUAUGGUUUAUUUAAAUGAAUUUCAGAGAAAUUACUUCGAAUUUCACUUUAAAUCUAUGUUUUGUGUACAGAAUACCCCUUUUGUCUGAUCCAGAAUGCAAUCAGAAAUUAUUUAGGACUCAAAUUGCCUGUUUAGAUUGCAGUCUUAUUUGUCUGUGCUGUUAGACUUCAAUAGGAGGUUCUAAGAGAUAACAAAACUCUAAACACUUGUGGUUGAACUACGUUGCAAAUAUUUGUAUUAAAUAUUUCAAG
Messenger RNA from Apus apus (common swift), 4775 nucleotides. RefSeq names its product synaptonemal complex protein 2 (gene SYCP2). The transcript is spliced from 43 exons. Lineage: Eukaryota; Metazoa; Chordata; Aves; Apodiformes; Apodidae. The record is from RefSeq and is a predicted model, not a curated record. Bases 1 to 4254 code for a protein of 1417 amino acids.